Messenger RNA from Neolamprologus brichardi, 2678 nucleotides. NCBI's taxonomy places the organism in Eukaryota, Metazoa, Chordata, Actinopteri, Cichliformes, Cichlidae. The record is from RefSeq and is a predicted model, not a curated record.
CUGCGUAUUUUUUCGUGCGCAGCAGACUCCGCUGGAGGAGGAGCGGGCUGGUUAGCGAGCUAACCAUAAAACCAGCGGGCUGAAGGUUCAGUUUCUACGGACAGCAGAACGAUAGAUACCCGCUCGCCUCUCCUCGCUCCCAGGCACACUUCCACUGAAACAGGGCCUUCUGUGGGGGUCCUGUCCCGGUAACCCGGGUUAGUUCAGUUUAGAUAGUCGGACUAACGGGUCUAACUUCCUUUAUCCGAACAAUAGCUCUAGUAAUUCACUCCUGUAACGGUACUUUGGAUUUGAAACGUACAAAUACUCGAUUACAGAUGAUGAGGUGACGUGCAAGCUGUCAGCAAUGGAGGACCUGUUGACCGUGGCCGUGGCUGUUUUCCAGCUAUGGAUGUUCGUAGUCGUGUUCUUCAUCACGCUGCCCGCCAUGUUCGGCCUCUCUCUGGGUGUCACCAGCGUCUACAUCCAGAUCCUGGUUAAACUCCUUGAGUGGGCCACGAUACGAAUCCAGAGAGGACGCCAGGAGCAGCCCAGCGUACCCGCACCGCUGCCCAAUGGGAUCAUCGAGCGAGCGGAGGGCUCGAUGGAGGAGGAGAUGGAGCAGUUGCGGCGUUCUCGGUCUCUGGAAGGCGGUGAGUUUGCUCUGAGUGACGCCUUGUAUUUCUGCAAGAAGGGCCUGGAGAGCAUCGUGGACGACCAGGUGACCCAGCGCUUCUCCUCUGAGGAGCUGGCCUCCUGGAACCUCCUGACCCGCACCAACCAGAACUUCCGCUACAUCAGCCUCCGCCUCACCAUCUUCUGGGGCAUCGGCGUGUUUGUGCGCUACUGUGUCCUCUUCCCUCUCAGGUCAGUGUGUCACAGCUCGACCUCUCACCUACCCGGGGAGGCACUGAUUUCAGCAUCCUUGGCCUUUGCAACAGGAACAGCAGCUCUCACAGCGGUGAAGCAAUUCAGCCAGAGGCACGUUUCAGUGCUCUCAGGUCACUCCAGUGCUCUUCUGCUUUUAACUAAUAAACAUAUCUCCAAAUCAUCAUCACCGCAGUGCAGUCUGUACAUGUGCAGUUUGUAUGGUUACACCCAUCAUUCAGAAACCAGGAUUACUCUGGCCAUCAUCGGCCUCUCGUGGCUUGUGAUCGGAACGACUCUAGUUGGAUUUCUGCCUGAGAACAGUGUGAAGUACUGGCUGAGCGAAGUUGUCCACCUGACCUGCUACAGGAUCUGUGCCCGGGCGCUGUCGGCCACCAUCCGCUACCACAACAAAGAGAAUCGACCUCAGAAAGGAGGGAUCUGCGUGGCUAAUCACACCACGCCCAUCGAUGUAGUGAUCCUGGCCAAUGACGGCUGCUAUGCCAUGGUGGGGCAGAUUCAUGGAGGUCUGAUGGGGGUCAUCCAGAGGUCGAUGGUGAGGUCGUGCCCUCAUGUUUGGUUUGAGAGGUUGGAGAUGAAAGACCGCCACGCGGUGACCAGCAGGCUCAGAGCUCACGUAGCAGCAAAGACCAAACUUCCCAUCCUUAUAUUUCCUGAAGGAACUUGUAUCAACAACACGUCGGUCAUGAUGUUUAAGAAGGGCAGCUUUGAGAUCGGAGGAACGAUCCAUCCCGUCGCCAUCAAGUACGACCCUCGCUUGGGUGAUGCUUUCUGGAACAGCAGCAAGUACAACAUGGUCAGCUAUCUGCUGCGUACCAUGACCAGUUGGGCCAUUGUCGUCAAUGUGUGGUACCUCCCACCCAUGACCAUACAGGAUGGAGAGGAUGCAGUCCAGUUUGCCAACAGAGUGAAAUCUGCCGUUGCUUGUCGGGGAGGACUGCUUGACCUGGCAUGGGACGGAAGCCUAAAGCGAGGGAAGGUGAAGGACGCGUAUAAGGAAGAGCAGCAGAAGAUGUACAGCAGGGUCAUCGUCAGGCAGAACAGCAUCAGUGCCACACACACCCGCAGAGACGAUCAAUCAUAAACAAUCAGUCACAGCAAAACUCGGUCGUCUGAUUUUAGACUUUACAGGACAGACCUGAAUGCCACAUCAGACUGUGGGUGCAGGACAGCAUCUCCACCAGCAGGAGGCAGCAUGAGACAGCACAAUCAUCCAUCCAGCUGCUCAUCUCCUCCCCUUCAUCAUCAUCAUCAUCAUCGGCUGCCAGGACUGAACUCUUCAUCACACAGAUGAGGAUGAUUUAUCACGUCAUCAUUGCUGUGUCUGAUUUUAACUUUUGUACAAACAUCUGAGCCAAACUGACACUUUUGCUCACUGUUUAUUUCUCACAUGGACGAAGAAAUAUUUCAUCUGUGUGUCUACACACAACACACCAUAAACCUCACACACACACACACACACACACACAGACAGAGAUAGAUAAUCCACAUUUUUCAAAUCCCUUCUGCAGUAACAGGAAAAAUAAUAAAAGAAUCUGAGAAACGUCUAAAACAGAGAUCGACAUAGUAAAGAAAGUAAACAUUAUUACAAUAUUACAACCUAUAUAUAUAUAUAUUUAAUAGUCUGUAAAAUGAAAAGAAAGAAAAAGGCAGAGGGAAAACUAAACAAACAUCAAACUUUUUUAUGAUUAUUUUUAUAUUUGCCCACAUCAGAGAUGAUGUAAUGCAGGGUUCCCAACCUUUGGGAUGAGGUCCUCACUGAGGUGAGAGGUCAGUCUACCUUUUCUUUCUUUAUUAAAAUAAUCAGAAUA